Molecule: messenger RNA, 640 nt
Organism: Parathielavia appendiculata
Lineage: Eukaryota; Fungi; Ascomycota; Sordariomycetes; Sordariales; Chaetomiaceae
Exons: 3
Coding region: 1-369 (122 amino acids)
Biological process (GO): mitochondrial respiratory chain complex III assembly
Cellular component (GO): mitochondrion; Cbp3p-Cbp6 complex
Molecular function (GO): ribosome binding
Source: RefSeq, a predicted model, not a curated record
AUGUCUGGCACAAUACGAGGUGUCGCAGCGAACCACUUCCGGGGCUUGCUCACGCGGUGGCCGAAGGACGUCCUCCGACCCGAGUGCCAGCUACAGGAUGUCCUCGCCAAGCGGCAGGAGAUGGGCCAUCUUGCGUCCACCCCGAAAGGCCUCACGCAGGAACAGGCCGACUUGAAGCAGGCCAAUGCGCUGUACUCGCUACUCGAGGACCGGUACAAGAACAAGUACCGCGCGCCCCCCAGCAUGUUCGAACCUAAGAGUAACCCGACUUACUACAAGGACCUUGUCAAGGAGUUGGAGGAGGCGCCGCACCGGUCAUGGCUGGGCAGGCUGGCGAAGAGGCUGAGCGGGAUGGUCCGCUUCGCAUGACGGAGCGAGAACUGGAACGACACAACAUGCAUGGUCACGGCGUUUGGAGUCUUUGGAAUCCAUAAGAGGUAGGCGGCAUCAAAAUCUUCAAGAUCCGACAUGUACAGAUACACAUAUUAUCUACCAUACAAAUCGGGGGUAUAACUCGCCCGCUCCAACCCAACACAGCAAGCACACCCAUAACGCCCAGCCCCUCUGUCCGCGUUUUCCCUUCCACGAGAUCAAAGAUACUUCCUCUCCGGAUCCAACCGAUCCAUAAACUCCAUACUCU